CGCGGUCGGAGGGGGCCGGCGGCGCGCAGAGCCAGACGCCGCUUGUUUUGGUUGGGGCUCUCGGCAACUCUCCGAGGAGGAGGAGGACAGGAGGUGGAGGGGAGAAGGAACUGCAGCCGCAGCGCCUCCCGGGGAACAGGCGUCUUCCCCGAGUCCUGCCCAAACCUCCCCCUCCCCUCCCCACCGCCUCUCCCCCGACUAGAGCGAGGGGCCGGGAUGAGCUUGUCCCUUCGGCCCGUCCCGGCUGCCUAGUAGCGUUUCGCGUUCAAAAGCCACUUUCUCCGCCCGACAUGGGCCCGAAUGGGGGCUGCAGAGGACCCGUCCGCGGGCGGCGGCAGCAGCAGCAGCAGUCACAGCCGCAGCGCCGCGGUCUCUGCGAUUGAGCUGGUAUUUGGGCGGCUGGUGGCGGCGGGGACGGUUGGGGGGGGGGGAGGAGGCGGAGGAAGAGGCGAAGGAGGAGGAGGGAGAACCCCGUGCAACGUUGGGACUUGGCAGCCCGCCUCCCCCUGCCCAAGGAUAUUUAAUUUGCCUGGGGAAUCGCUACUUCCAGAGGGGAACUCAGGAGGGAAGGCGCGCGCGCGCGCGCCUGGAGGGGCAGCGCAGGGACCCCCCGGACGCCGCCGCCGCCGCCUCUUUGCGCAGGACUCCAGCCGGGCGGCGAGAGAUGCAUCUUUGCUCCUUCCCGACUGCGGCGGCUGAGAGACUUGGCACUCGGAGGAUCGGAGCUGCACUCACCCCGGACGCUCUGCCUCCCCCCGCGGGCAUGAAACGCCCGUAAACUUCGGUCGGGGCUAUCUCCUUGGCGCAGCCGCUGCGUCCUUCUUUGACUGCCCAUCCCCGGCGUGGGGCGCGGUGUGGAUUUCGGAGUCGGGGUUUCUGCUGCAUCUAGCCCCGUUUGCAUGUGCGGGGCCGCGGCGAGUACCCUCCGCCCCCCACCCAGUUGUUUUUCGGCGUCUUCCUCUGCUCGGCGGCAGCAUGGCGAGCCCUCCGGAGACCGACAGCUUCUCGGACGUGCGCAAGGUGGGCUACCUGCGCAAACCCAAGAGCAUGCACAAGCGCUUCUUCGUGCUGCGGGCGGCCAGCGAGGCGGGGGGCCCGGCGCGCCUCGAGUACUACGAGAACGAGAAGAAGUGGCGGCACAAGUCGAGCGCCCCCAAACGCUCGAUCCCCCUCGAGAGCUGCUUCAACAUCAACAAGCGGGCUGACUCCAAGAACAAGCACCUGGUGGCUCUCUACACCCGGGACGAACACUUUGCCAUCGCGGCGGACAGCGAGGCCGAGCAAGACAGCUGGUACCAGGCUCUCCUGCAGCUGCACAACCGCGCUAAGGGCCACCACGAUGGCGCCUCCGCCCCGGGGACUGGAGGCGGUGGGGGCAGCGGCAGCUCCGGCGUCGGGGAGGCUGGGGAGGACCUGAGCUAUGGGGACGUGCCCCCAGGACCCGCGUUCAAGGAGGUCUGGCAGGUCAUCCUAAAACCCAAGGGCCUGGGACAGACGAAGAACCUUAUUGGCAUCUACCGCCUAUGCCUGACCAGCAAGACCAUCAGCUUCGUGAAGCUGAACUCGGAGGCGGCGGCCGUGGUGCUGCAGCUGAUGAACAUCAGGCGCUGCGGCCACUCGGAGAACUUCUUCUUCAUCGAGGUGGGCCGUUCCGCCGUGACCGGGCCCGGGGAGUUCUGGAUGCAGGUGGAUGACUCGGUGGUGGCCCAGAACAUGCACGAGACCAUUCUGGAGGCCAUGCGGGCCAUGAGCGAUGAGUUCCGCCCUCGAAGCAAGAGCCAGUCUUCGUCCAACUGCUCCAACCCCAUCAGCGUCCCCCUGCGCAGGCACCAUCUCAACAACCCCCCGCCCAGCCAGGUGGGGCUGACCCGCAGGUCGCGCACGGAGAGCAUCACCGCCACCUCCCCGGCCAGCAUGGUGGGCGGGAAGCCGGGCUCCUUCCGUGUCCGCGCCUCCAGCGACGGCGAAGGCACUAUGUCCCGCCCAGCCUCAGUGGACGGCAGCCCUGUGAGUCCCAGCACCAAUCGGACCCACGCUCACCGUCAUCGGGGCAGCUCCCGGCUGCACCCGCCGCUCAACCACAGCCGUUCCAUCCCCAUGCCUUCUUCUCGCUGCUCGCCUUCGGCCAUCAGCCCGGUCAGUCUUUCGUCCAGCAGCACCAGUGGCCACGGCUCCACCUCGGACUGUCUCUUCCCACGGCGGUCUAGUGCAUCUGUGUCCGGUUCCCCCAGCGAUGGUGGUUUCAUCUCCUCCGAUGAGUAUGGAUCCAGUCCCUGUGAUUUCCGAAGUUCCUUCCGCAGUGUCACUCCGGAUUCCCUGGGCCACACCCCACCGGCCCGUGGUGAGGAGGAGCUGAGCAACUAUAUCUGCAUGGGUGGCAAAGGAGCCUCCACUCUGGCUGCCCCCAAUGGUCACUACAUUUUGUCUCGAGGUGGCAACGGCCACCGCUGCCUCCCAGGAGCUGGCUUGGGCACCAGCCCAGCCUUGGCUGGGGAUGAAGCAUCCAGUGCGGCAGAGUUGGAUAAUAGGUUCCGAAAGAGAACUCACUCGGCGGGCACAUCCCCUACCAUUUCCCACCAGAAGACACCGUCCCAGUCUUCAGUGGCUUCCAUUGAGGAGUAUACAGAGAUGAUGCCUGCCUACCCACCAGGAGGUGGCAGUGGAGGCCGGCUACCGGGCUACCGGCACUCCGCCUUCGUGCCCACCCACUCCUACCCUGAGGAGGGUCUGGAAGGGCACCCCUUGGAGCGUCGUGGGGGCCACCACCGCCCAGACACCUCCACCCUCCACACUGAUGAUGGUUACAUGCCCAUGUCCCCAGGGGUGGCCCCCGUGCCUGCCAGCCAAAAGGGUAGUGGGGACUAUAUGCCCAUGAGCCCCAAGAGCGUGUCUGCCCCACAGCAGAUCAUCAAUCCUAUCAGGCACCAUCCCCAGAGAGUGGACCCCAAUGGCUACAUGAUGAUGUCCCCCAGUGGCAGCUGCUCCCCUGACAUUGGAGGUGGGCCCAGCAGCAGAACUGCCCCUUCUGGGAGCAGCUAUGGGAAGCUGUGGACCAAUGGGGUAGGGGGCCACCACUCUCACGCCCUGCCCCACUCCAAACCCCCAGUGGAGAACAGUGGUAGCAAGCUCUUGCCUUGCACAGGUGACUACAUGAACAUGUCACCAGUGGGGGACUCCAACACCAGCAGCCCCUCCGACUGCUACUAUGGCCCUGAGGACCCCCAGCACAAGCCAGUCCUCUCCUACUACUCAUUGCCAAGGUCCUUUAAGCACACCCAGCGCCCUGGGGAGCCGGAGGACGGUGCCCGGCACCAGCAUCUCCGUCUUUCCUCUAGCUCUGGUCGCCUUCUUUAUGCUGCAGCAGCGGAAGAUUCUUCCUCCUCCACCAGCAGCGACAGCCUGGGUGGGGGAUACUGUGGGGCUAGGCUGGAGCCCGGCCUCCCACAUCCCCACCGUCAGGUCUUGCAGCCCCAUCUGCCUCGAAAGGUGGAUACAGCUGCCCAAACCAACAGCCGCCUGGCUCGGCCCACGAGGUUGUCCCUGGGGGAUCCCAAGGCCAGCACUUUACCACGGGUCCGAGAGCAGCAGCAACAACCCCUGUUGCACCCUCCGGAGCCCAAGAGCCCAGGGGAAUAUGUGAAUAUUGAAUUCGGGAGUGAUCAGCCUGGCUACUUAUCUGGCCCUGUGGCUUCCCGCAGCUCUCCUUCCAUCAGGUGUCCAUCCCAGCUCCAGCCAGCUCCCAGAGAGGAAGAGACUGGCACCGAGGAGUACAUGAACAUGGACCUGGGGCCAGGCCGGAGGGCAUCCUGGCGAGAGAGAGCUGGUGCGGAGAUGGGCAGAGUGGGCCCUGUACCUCCAGGGGCUGCUAGCGUUUGCAGGCCCACCCGGGCGGUGCCCAGCAGCCGGGGUGACUACAUGACCAUGCAGAUGGGUUGUCCCCGUCAGAGCUACGUGGACACCUCACCGGUCACCCCUGUCAGCUAUGCUGACAUGCGGACAGGCAUUGCUGCAGAGGAGGCAAGCCUGCCCAGGGCCACAGCAGCUGCUCCCUCCUCAUCCUCAGCAGCUACUGCUCCCCCUGCUGCGCCUCAAGGAGCAGCUGAGCUGGCUGCCCGCUCUUCCCUGCUGGCCCCGCAGGGACCCGGGGGCAUGAGUGCCUUCACCCGGGUGAACCUCAGUCCCAACCGCAACCAGAGUGCCAAAGUGAUCCGUGCAGACUCGCAAGGUUGCCGGAGGAGGCAUAGCUCCGAGACCUUCUCCUCGACACCUAGUGCUACUCGGGCAGGCAGUGCGGUGACCUUCGGAGGGGUGACUGCAGUAGGAGGCGGUGGUGGUGGUGGUGGCAGCAGCAGCAGUGAGGAUGUAAAACGCCACAGCUCUGCUUCUUUUGAGAAUGUGUGGCUGAGGCCUGGGGAGCUUGGGGGAUCCUCCAAGGAGCAAGCCCAAGGGUGUGGGGCUUCUGGAGGUUUGGAGAAUGGUCUUAACUACAUAGACCUGGAUUUGGCCAAGGACGUCAAACAACGUCCUCAGGAGCGCCCCCCUCAACCGCAGCCACCCCCACCCCCGCCCACUCAUCAGCCCUUGGGCAGCAGUGAGAGCAUCGCGACCCACCGCUCCAGUGAGGAUUUAAGCACCUACGCCAGCAUCAGUUUCCAGAAGCAGCCAGAGGACCGCCAGUAGGUGAACUGGACAUCA
Galeopterus variegatus (Sunda flying lemur) is the source of this 4695-nucleotide messenger RNA. It is a transcript of the gene IRS1, whose product is annotated as insulin receptor substrate 1. Gene Ontology annotation, molecular function: phosphatidylinositol 3-kinase binding; insulin receptor binding. The transcript has a single exon. NCBI's taxonomy places the organism in Eukaryota, Metazoa, Chordata, Mammalia, Dermoptera, Cynocephalidae. Gene Ontology annotation, cellular component: plasma membrane; cytosol. The coding region runs from base 976 to 4680 and encodes 1234 amino acids. The record is from RefSeq and is a predicted model, not a curated record. Gene Ontology annotation, biological process: insulin receptor signaling pathway.